AUGGCCCAACACAAUAUCCCACUUGAUACAGGUGAUGUUCUUCUUUAUAUCACAGCUUUUUUCUUUCCGCCAUUCCCAGUCAUUAUCAGAGUUGGGUUUUGGACAAAUCAACUGUUGUUAAACAUUUUGUUAACAAUCUUAUUUGGUUUACCUGGUACAUUACAUGCUCUAUAUAUCAUCUAUAUUACAAGUCCAAUCACUGGAUCUCAAGAUAGAAGAGUUGCUAACGGUGAUUAUGAAAGAAUUAUUGAAUCUGAAAGUUCACAUGGUAAUUCCAGUCCAAUUGUUCAAAACUUCCAACCACAAAAACCAAUCUCUGAACAAGAACCAGAACCAAAUGCUGCUAACUCUUCAGACCACAUCUUUGAUGCUGCUCCUCCACCAUAUGAACCAUCUCAAGGUGGUACUUUCCCAACUGAUAACAAGAGUCUCAAAAGCAGGUUUCUUUGGGUUAAGAGACUCAUACAGUCAAGAACAAAUCCAACUUCAAAUUCAAAUCAAAGGCAUAGUGCAAACUCAGAGAAACAUUCUACAAAAACUACAGAUCACUCACAUAUCAAAGCUCAAAAUACAACUAAUGAAGCACAACAAAUUCCAAGUAAUGGUACAAACUCAAAUCAACUACAACAAGAUGCUAUCAUAAACGGUCUUGACCAACAGCCUGAACAAGAGGAAAUAAACCACGAAGAGGAAUUUCAUGAGGAAAACGUGCCGCCACAGAGAUUUCAACAAUUAGUUCCAAGGUUUGAUCUGGGACCUCAAGAAGCUGAUGAUAGUUUUGAUCCAUCUAUCAAUCACUCAUUAAAAGCUUCAUCAAAAACACCAUCAUUAGCGCAUGAAAGUAUCAAUACAAGAGCUGAUAACAUUAGUACUCUGCCUGUUAUUUCAAUGUCAACAGCAUCAGUUAGAUCAUCUACAUUUUCAGAACAUUCACGUACAUCAACAUCUGGAACCAUAUUAUCAGAGCAUCCUACUGUUUACACAAACUCAAGUACAAUUGGUAUUCCACCAGCUAAAAGGAUGAGGGCAAUUAACGCUGGUACAAUUGCAUUGGUUGCUUUGCUAUUUAAUCUCUUAUUAGUCAAAGCGGCUAAACCUAUUGAACAAGAACAGGUGUUGAAACCGCGUAUGUUUGGUGAUGAUAAACAUAUGUAUGUGAAUCCAAAUGAAGAUGAAGAAGAUGGUGAUGACGAUGAUGAUAUCAAUUACUUCAGUCCUGGUAGAUUGCAACAUGUUUGGCAAGCUGCUUAUGCUAAAGCUCGUGAUGUUGUUAGUGAAAUGACUGUUUUGGAAAAGGUGAAUUUAACAACAGGUAUUGGUUGGGGUUCAGGUCCUUGUAUAGGUAACACAGGUUCCGUUCCAAGAUUAGAUAUACCAAACUUGUGUCUUCAAGAUGGUCCAAAUGGUGUUAGAUUCACAGAUUUUGUUACCAGUUUCCCAUCAGGAUUAGCUACAGGUGCAACUUUCAACAGAGAUUUGAUGUACCGUAGAGCUAAAGCUAUUGGUAGAGAAGCAAAGGCAAAAGGUGUCCACAUUUUAUUAGCUCCAGUUAUUGGUCCAAUUGGAUAUAAAGCACAAGGUGGUAGAAACUGGGAAAGUUUUGGUUCUGAUCCUUAUCUUCAAGGUGUUGCAGGUGCUUUGACUGUUCAAGGUAUUCAAGAAGAAGGUGUUGUCGCGGUUGCACGUCAUUUCAUUGGCUACGAACAAGAGCAUUUCCGUCAAGAAAACGAAUGGACUGGUGGUGAUUGGGAUAGAUUAACAGAUUCUAUUGAUUCACAGAUCAAAGAUCGUGUUCUUCAUGAAACCUAUAUGUGGCCUUGGGCUGAUGUUGUGCAUGCUGGUGUUGGUGGUAUCAUGUGCUCUUAUAACAGAGUUAAUGGUACUUAUGCUUGUGAAAACUCAUAUUUGAUCAAUUAUCUUUUGAAGGAAGAAUUGGGAUUCCAAGGAUUUGUGGUUAGUGACUGGGGUGCUCAACAUUCAGGUGUUGAAUCAGCACUCGCAGGGUUAGAUAUGACUAUGCCUGGUGAAAUUUUUGGAGAUUGGUGUAGCGGUAAAUCAUAUUGGGGCCCAUUGUUAACAAGAUCAAUUUAUAAUGAUACCAUCCCACAAUCUAGAUUGAAUGAUAUGGUUACAAGAUUGUUAGCUGCUUUUUACUCCAUUGAUGUCAAAUUACCAAGUGCACAACGUGAAGAAGAUUCACCAAACUUUAGCUCGUGGAGUUUCCAUACCUAUGAUCAAGAAUUUCCAUUCCAAAGUUAUGGUCCAAUUAAACAAACUAAUUAUCAUAUUGAUGCUAGAGAUGACUUUACAGAAAAAACUGCACUUCAAGUUGCACGUGAAGGUAUUGUUCUUUUGAAAAAUGAUGGCCACCAUCUUCCAAUUUGCGUUCAUGAUGGUGUUAGAAGAUUAUUAGUUGCUGGUGUUGGUGCAGGUCCAGAUCCUAAGGGCUUUAAUUCAAAAGACCAACAAUCCGCCGAUGGUGCUUUGUUUAGUGGUUGGGGUUCAGCAAGUGUCAACGCACCUUAUGGAAUUACACCUUAUGAAGCUAUAGCCAAAAAAGCCAGAGAACGUGAUAUGGUGAUUGAUUAUACAAGUGAUGAAUAUGACUUGGAUCAUGUUGAUGAUAUUGCUGAAUAUGCAGAUAUUUGUCUUGUAUUUGGAUUUGCUGAUUCUGGUGAGGGUUAUAUUGAAGUUGAUGGUAAUUAUGGUGAUCGUAAAAACGUUACUUUAUGGCAAAACACAGAGGAGUUGAUUUUACAUGUUGCCAACAGAUGUCAUAAGACUGUUGUUGUUAUUACCGCUACUGGACCUGUUGAUUUGGAGCGCUUUGUGGAUCAUGAAAAUGUCGUUGGUGUUCUUUAUAGUCCACCAUUAGGUCAAUUCUUUGGCGCUGCUAUUGCUGAUGUUUUGUUUGGUGAUGAAAAUCCAAGUGGUAGAUUACCAUUCACCAUUGCAAGAAAACCAGAACAAUAUGUUGAUAUCAUUGACAAGAUCCCAUUGAAAGGUAAACCGGAAGAUGAUUUGAACAGACUUUUAGAUUAUAGAUAUUUUGAUGAGAAUGGAAUAAGACCUCGUUACGAAUUUGGUUAUGGUUUAUCUUAUACCAAGUUUUCAUUAUCAGACCUUUCCAUUAAAGAAAUUUUACCACCAACCACCGAUUUACCAUGUCCUGCACCAUACUUGGAUGAAUAUGUUUAUGCAGAAGAAAAAUUAAAAGAUGUUGAUGAUGCAUUAUUCCCAUUCAAAGAUUUCACACCAGUUCCUGGUUUCAUUUAUCCUUACUUAUUUAAUGAAAAGAUUUAUAGUGUUGAUGAAUAUGAAUAUCCUGAAGGUUAUACCGAAGAAGAUUACUAUGAAGAACCAAUAGCUGGAGGUGCAUUAGGUGGCAAUGAAGCAUUAUGGAAUAUUUUAUACUCUGUUAAAGUUUCUGUAACUAAUAUUGGUGAUACAGAAGGUGCUUAUGUUGCCCAGCUUUAUAUUGAUUAUCCAAACAAGAAUGGUAACAAAACACCUAGACAAUUGAGAGGUUUUGAUAAGGUUUACGUCAAACCAGGUGAAACUCAAAAAGUUCAUUUCGAUAUUCUUAGAAGAGAUAUCAGUGUCUGGGAUACAGAAGAUCAAAGUUGGAUCAUUCAACCUGGUACUUACAAAUUGUACGUUGGUUCAAGUAGUAGAAGGUUAGAAUUAGCUGGUGAAGUUGAAAUUUUGUGA
Messenger RNA from Hansenula ciferrii, 3711 nucleotides. RefSeq lists its product as uncharacterized. Gene Ontology annotation, molecular function: beta-glucosidase activity. The record is from RefSeq and is a predicted model, not a curated record. Gene Ontology annotation, cellular component: membrane. Bases 1 to 3711 code for a protein of 1236 amino acids. The transcript has 4 exons. Gene Ontology annotation, biological process: glucan catabolic process. Lineage: Eukaryota; Fungi; Ascomycota; Saccharomycetes; Phaffomycetales; Wickerhamomycetaceae.